CGGGGCACCCACUCCCCACCUAGGUGCAGCGCCUCUCCCCAAACACACGUGCUGCCAAGCCCUUCAUCAGUCACCCUGGCACUGACAUCCAUAAAUCCCAUUAGUCACACCGCCACGAACACAUCCAGUCCCAGGCAGACAAAGACACGGGGCCCCACAGCGGCUGUGUCUGUCCCCAGUGGCGCUUUCCCCAUGCCUAGAACUGUGCGGACACCGCAGGCGCUCCAUGCAAUUGUUGAACCGACAGCAAGCAGCACUCCUCGCAAUCACAAACGCCUCCUGAUCGCGUAACUACAGGCCCCCGGAUAACCACAGUUGCUCCUUUCCCCCAUUCCAAGUCUCUCCCAUCCCCUCUGGGGACACACGUACUGCUGUAAUCACCCACGAAUGCCCUUGGCCAUUCCCUCUUCCGCGUCUCUCUGGAGCGGGUAGGCUGACACUGCGCCCCCCUCCCCCAAGCCUGUGCUCGGACGGGUCAGGCAGAAAAACCAUCCCCCAAGGUCACCAGAGCUCUUCAGCAGGCGCCCCCGGGAGCUGAUUUAUUGGCGGCUUAUUUGGAGAAAUGCUAUCGCUCUUAGAUUCCGGGGGGGGGGGGGGAAACACGCUCGCGGUGGACUUUAACCUUGGGCUGAAACCACAGCGCUUUGUUUUCGGAGGUGCUUCCUAGGGCGCCGCGGCGGGGCUGGGGCCUAGCGGGGAAGCUCGGCGGGAAUGUGGCCCAGCAGCCUCUCCACUCCCAGGCUGCGCUCCCGCCUGCCCUGGCAAGCGCUCAAAUUCCUCUGGGCCCGGCCGGAAGCCCUCGGUCCCUCCAAAAGUGCUUCCAGAAAUUCUAGGAAGGAGCCGAAGCUCCUUGGAUGAGGGCGUCCUUGGAGCGAGGUUUCCAAACCCUCCCAUCCCAAGCCCCUGGCAUGUGCCACCCGCCGUUCGCAGUCGUGUCACUGGCAUGAUGAGGUUUUCGGGAGGCACCCAGGAAGGGCUGAAUGCUCCGGUUUCCGCGCACCUUAAGUCCGGAGCAAAACCCCGCUGGAGGUGGUUGGCUCCGAUCGCGUGCAUGGUUUGCUUGGCUGAUGUAAGACACCAGCGCGAAGGCCUGUUCCCGCCCCUCUGGCAGAGAUAAAUUAAGCGUUAUUAUUGCAAAUGCACCCUCUCUGGAUCUGCUCCCCAUGACUGUUCCGUGUGUCAAAACCGCCGCUUCCACCAGGCAGCCACAAGGGCGAGACCAAUUACCGCUUUCCCCAUGGUUGCGCCAAAGCACGCAGCCAACGAGGGCUCCAAGCCGGGACCCUGGUUGAGAAAAACCUGGGGCAUCCGGCGGCACGGAGGGUGGGAAUCAGAUGAGCCCCCGCCUCCGCGCAUGGUGCCCACAGUCACUCCCCCGCCUUGGUCCUCCUGUGCCAAAAAAAAAAAAAAAAAAAAAAAAAGCCCAUCAUGCGCCCGCAGAGGGCUGAGGAGACACGGGAUGAAGGCAGGGUCCACGGAGAGGUGGCAAGCUAAAUUCUGAGAAGCUGCUUCGACCCUGACCCUGGCGUCGCCCCUCCGUGGUGCAGGUGGCACCGGAGUUGCGCUCAAGCGGACAGCUGCACGCCCAUCCCAGUCUCACCGAGCCUUUCUAAGAGGAAAUGCCAGGCCCGGGCGCCCCUACCCCAAGGCGGUGAUCCUGUGAAGCUCGGGCCACCUCAGGGUCCAGCGCCUGAGCUCAGGGAUGGAUGGUGUUGGCACCGAGGGAUGAGGCCGUUCCCUCUCUUUGGUGAACGGAGAAGCUCUUGGCGUAGUUCCCUGCGCAGUCUUGGGGUCCCCAGGCCGUGAUGGGGUGAGCAGGGCGUGCGGCGUGGCCUGGGAUGCGAGACCAGUCCGGAGCACCCCCGCGUGAGCGGCGGGAAGGAGGGCCCGCCCGGAGAUUUAUGGCCGCAGCCGGCCCCCUGCGCACCGAGCGCGCCUCCGUCCUUUCCCAGCCAAACAGUGGAGUGGAGGACCCGACCCCGGCUGGAGGAAGAGGCCAGGGCCGGAGGCGGGGCCGAGAGGAGCUGGAAUCCAUCGGGGCUGGGCCUGGCGCAUCAGUCCCAAUUCUGCCCGCCUUGCGCCCUGGUCUCGGUGGGGUGUGGGGCGAUGGCGCCGCGUCCCUGGUCUUCCAGGCAGGUUCGGGCAGCUCCCGGCUGGGUUGGCCCGGCCGCGACUUGGCGCUGUAUUUGGCGCUUUAUCGCGGCUGGGUCUGUCGCAGCAAGGGGACGGCGAACGUGGCUUUCCCGGGCACAGCCUCUCCGGGUUUUAGCCGCGCCCGCCAGACACGGGACCUGCGGGAACCGGAGCUUCAGACACCCAGCCACAAGGCCUCUGAGCGGGCAGCAGAAGCCGGCAAUCCCUCAGGGGGUGCCCCUCACCGAGAUGCCAGCGGAGAGUGGGGGGCUUCGGUCCCUGCCUGGAAAGGCGGUUGGGGCGAUGGGUGAAGUGGCUCGGGUGGCCGGGCCAAGGAAACGAUACUGGCUUUUUCUUCCCCCGCUGGGGGAAGGAUAAGGGGAGAACGUGUCCAAGCGGCCAGCAACACCAGAAUUUGGGAAGAACCGGAUUCAACGCCGAAUUGAGGGAGGCCGUGUGAUCUGCACCAGUCGGGCCUGAGCCUGCGCCAACAAAAGCGCGACAGGGGUGACGGCCGGGCUCAAGGUUGGCCUGUCCUUUGGUUUUAAGACAAAGAGGGAGAAUUUUGUCAGUCGGGACGCGUUCAGGGAGCAGAGGCCGGAGCCGGUAGCCUAGGAACACAGGAAAGGCCUCGGCUCGGGUGGCCCAGGCUGGCUGCGGAGAAGCACGCUGCGCCGGGCCUUGGCUAGCCAGGGCAGAUUCUCCUGCAACUGCGGUUUGGGGCUACAAGGAAGACCCACCCCGCUCCCCCGAGUUGAUUUUUCACCCAGUCAGUA
This is a messenger RNA of Piliocolobus tephrosceles (Ugandan red Colobus), 2909 nucleotides long. RefSeq names its product long intergenic non-protein coding RNA 2983. The record is from RefSeq and is a predicted model, not a curated record. Lineage: Eukaryota; Metazoa; Chordata; Mammalia; Primates; Cercopithecidae.